GUGAGUUUGCAGCCUGCUAAUGUCAUGGACCUGUUCACUACCAGUCUGGCCCUGGCUGGCGUCGACCCUCCUGGUGACCGGAUCCUGGAUGGGCUGGAUCUGACGCCGGUCUUGUUAAACUCCUCUGAGGAAUUUGAAAACAGACCUACUUUUUACUAUCGUGGGAAUGAGCUGAUGGCUGUGAGGGUUGGUCAGUACAAGGCACACUACUGGACCUGGAGCAACUCAUGGGAGGAGUUUAAAAGUGGUAUAAAUUUCUGUCCAGGUGAAGAGGUCCCGGGUGUGACGACUCAUAACCAGACAGAGCACACCAUGCAGCCGCUCAUUUUCCACCUGGGGCGGGAUCCUGGAGAGAAGUUCCCACUCAGUGUUUUGUCUAAGGAGUACCAGCACACUCUGCAGAUGAUUUCUCCGGUUGUUCAGCAGCAUCUGAAGACUCUGGUUCCCGGUGRGCCUCAGCUCAACAUGUGUGACCUGGCGGUGAUGAACUGGGCUCCUGCUGGUUGUGAGAAGUUAGGAAAGUGCCUGAAUCCACCCGAGUCCAAACCCUGGAAGUGCUCCUGGCCACACUGAGGACAAACCCAGAGGGUCUGAUGAAGAACUGAGACCUCACAGCAGAACGACAACUGAUCCUUUUAUAUCAGAGCAAUUAAAAACAUGAUUUUAUACAGUAUUAAGGAAAGAAUAUGGGUGCAAAUCAGGGCAAAUUAGGUUUAAUGAAGAUAAAUAAACAUAAUAUGAAGGUAGGGGGCUGAAUCAUGAACUGAUGUAAUGAUGGAGGGCAAAAAGGGAAGUGUAUUUAUUUAUACUGGUUGUACUGGAAGAUCAGGUUUUAAACAGAUAAAUGAUUUUUUUAUGAUGCUUAAAGCUUCAUGUUUGUCUGAAGUUACAUUUUCCUCUUAGUGAUUCAUGAUUGACUAGCUGGAAGCUACUUUGUACCAACUUUAAAAAGGGCUUGUUUUAUAUUCAUUUUUCAAAAUAAAAUGCAAGUACAAAU
Molecule: messenger RNA, 997 nt
Organism: Austrofundulus limnaeus
Lineage: Eukaryota; Metazoa; Chordata; Actinopteri; Cyprinodontiformes; Rivulidae
Gene: galns
Product: galactosamine (N-acetyl)-6-sulfatase
Molecular function (GO): arylsulfatase activity
Source: RefSeq, a predicted model, not a curated record